This is a messenger RNA of Macadamia integrifolia, 630 nucleotides long. RefSeq names its product calmodulin-like protein 3. The transcript is spliced from 2 exons. Gene Ontology annotation, molecular function: calcium ion binding. The record is from RefSeq and is a predicted model, not a curated record. Lineage: Eukaryota; Viridiplantae; Streptophyta; Magnoliopsida; Proteales; Proteaceae. Bases 1 to 630 code for a protein of 209 amino acids.
AUGAAUGACCCUGACUUCACAAUAUCCAAUGAUGAGGCAUUACUAUUUCAGGACCAGUUGUGUGUGCCCGACGACAUGGAGAUACAGAAAUCAUCAUCGCUAUCAUCAUUGAUUCAAGGGAGGAGGGAUCCCGCGGAGCUCAAGCGGGUCUUUCAAAUGUUCGACCGGAACGGCGAUGGCCGGAUUACAAAGAAGGAACUCAGCGACUCGCUACAAAAUUUGGGCAUCUUCAUCCCUGACGACGACCUUGUUCAGAUGAUUGAGAAGAUAGACGUAAAUGGAGAUGGUUGUGUCGACAUUGAGGAGUUUGGGGGAUUGUAUCAAAUAAUAAUGGAUGAACAAGAUGAGGAAGAGGACAUGAGGGAGGCAUUCAAUGUGUUCGAUAAAAAUGGCGAUGGGUUCAUUACCGUCGAGGAAUUGAGAUCGGUUUUGGCAUCCCUGGGCCUCAAGCAAGGAAGAACCGCUGAGGAUUGCAAAAAGAUGAUAAGAAAGGUUGAUGUUGAUGGGGAUGGUAUGGCUAACUACAAGGAGUUCAAGCAGAUGAUGAGGGGGGGAGGGUUCGGCCCUGAGUUGAAGGGGGAGGCUAGGGGGGUGGGGAACCGUAGGAAUGUAUAUAUUUUUGGUGAUUGA